UAUGUCUAGUACGUAUCUAGUAGCAAAAGAUCUUUAGGUCUAUUAUUUUCAUGAUAUAAUAUAAACCAGUGCAAUUCACGAUGCGCACGGUCGUAUUUUUAGUAUUUUCAAUUGCAUUUUCGAUGGCUGAUUUAGAUUUUAAUUCAAAGACUAGAAAUUUCAGCGUCGAACUUUUAUAUCAUGCCUUGCAAGAUGUAAAUGAAGAUGUUAAUGUUGUGUUAUCACCUUACGUUAUUUGGUCUUUGCUAGCAAGUGUAGCGUACGAGACUUUGGGAGCUACCCGGGAGCAAGUUUCAAAGGUAUUUCUAUUAACGGAGGAUAGAAGUGAAUUUGUGGAACAGUUUGAGAAUCUACAAACAACGGUGCUCGUGAAUGAAGAAGGUGUGAAUGUAACAUCGCAUAAUUACCUUUAUUAUGACGAAGAUUUACAUUUACAUUCAGACAGCAUAAGCAGACUAGAAGGAGAUUUUAGUUUUAUUACUCGGAAUUUCAGUUUUAAAAAGGCAAAAGAAGCACUUUCCCCGUUUCAGUCUAGAAACAUGAAGCAAUGUGGUACGGCGCGCAUGUUCAUAAUUAAGUUCACAGAUUUCACAGAUGCAUCUAUGAUUAUGUACAAUUGUUUAAUGUUUAAAGCCAAGUGGUUGAAACCUUUUAAGAAAUCUGAAGAUAAAUUGAAAGUACGUCUCCGUUCCUCAAAUUUCGAGUCACUGCACGCGUCCAUCAGUGAACUGCCCUAUGAAGGUGGCAAGCACUGCAUGCUUCUUAUAAGACCUCAUAGCGGAUAUGAUCUCAAACAAGUUUCCAGAAAGCUCAGAGAAGAAUCAUUGAGGAAAAUCCUUAGUAAAAUUCAUCGUGAAGCCUACGAGUUUGGAUUGAAAGAGGUCGAGUUACCAGAGGGUGAGAUCAAGUCACAUGUUAUUUUAAACAAAUCAUUAAUGAAUAUGGGGCUUUCCGAUGUUUUUGAUCAGAAUUCAUCCAAUUUCGACGAGUUAGCUGAAGAUAAAAUGUAUAUUGAUGAAAUUGCGCAGCGAGUAUACGUCACGUUUGAACAAUAUGAAAUGAGAGCUGACGCGAUUACCCCAUCGUUUGAACUGGCAAAACCCCCUCAGUUGAGGAGAAUCGUAGUUGAAGACCCGUUUAUUUUCUUAAUAAUGGAGACAACUACGGGUACUAUACUUUUUGGUGGAUCUUAUUCUACAAAAGAUACAUAUUUGAUGGGCUGAGUCGCCACAGGUCGUGUAAAUAUUUAUAGAGCUCUAGUUUUCUAGGAUAUGGUGCGGUGCAGUCAAAUACAGCCCGUUAGUUUAGUAUGGUUAUAUUAUUAAAUAGUGAAUAAAUCGAAAGUCCAACUAAUAUUAUAGA
Molecule: messenger RNA, 1362 nt
Organism: Maniola jurtina (meadow brown)
Lineage: Eukaryota; Metazoa; Arthropoda; Insecta; Lepidoptera; Nymphalidae
Product: serine protease inhibitor 77Ba-like
Exons: 1
Coding region: 81-1223 (380 amino acids)
Molecular function (GO): serine-type endopeptidase inhibitor activity
Source: RefSeq, a predicted model, not a curated record